AUGUCAUUGAUGGUAAAUAAAAUUGAAAGACUAAUAGGAAAACCAACAUGCAGUAAGCUCACAACUUUGCUUCUGAAUGAAAAUCGGUUGAAGAAGAUCAGUAGCGGCUUUUUCCAAUCUAUGCGUGCUCUCAAAGUUCUAGACUUGUCAACGAAUAAAUUUUUAGGUGCUUUACCAUUGGAAAUUGGUGAAUUGACUUCAUUGCAGUAUCUGAAUAUAUCUCACACAUGGAUAAGUCGGUUACCAGUUCAGCUCCAAAACUUGGUAAAUUUGAAAAUUUUGGAUAUGGAAGAUACAAAAUGUGAUCAAACUUCAAUACUCCAAAUGAUAGCAGGUUUAUCAUUCUUGCAAGUGUUGAAGAUUAACGGUGUUGUCAUCGACAAUGAAGCUAUGGUAGAGAAAUUGGAUGCUUUGAAAUUCUUAUAUUAUUUGACUAUGACAAUGACAAGUGCCUCUGUUUUCCAAAGACUAAUAAAGUGCGACAAGUUACAGAGCUGCACUCGACGUUUACACUUGCUACGCUUCAGUUGUUGCAUCACUUUCAAUAUAUCUUCUCUGCAAUAUAUGAAGUGUCUAAAUUCCCUUUUUGUCUUGUGUUGGGACGAUUGUGAAGAUUGGGAGAUUGAUUGGAGUGUAGAAGGAAAAGAGAUAGAAACUAGUAAUAAUCCCAUCGACUUUCAUAUCAGAAACCGACCAUGCUUCCACAGCCUUCGUAGAGUAUUCAUAGAUAAUUGCAAAAGGUUGAAAAACGCAAAAUGGAUUCUCUUUGCUCCAAACAUCGAGUCUCUCUCUAUAUCUAGCUGUGAGAAUAUGGAAGAAGUAAUUAGUGCGGAUGCGUGGAUGGAAGCUGCAGAGAAAGGGAAAAUUCCAAAACCAUUUGCAAAACUAAACCAUUUGAUGUUAGGUCGUCUUCCAAAACUAAAGAGCAUCUACCACAAUCCCCUGCCCUUCCCUUGCUUGGUCGUCCUCGAUGUAAGAGAGUGUCCAGAGCUGAAGAAGCUUCCACUCAACUCUGAUAGCGCUAAAGAACAUCGAACUACCAUUUAUGGAGCCAGAGACUGGUUUGAUAAGUUGGAAUGGCUGGACGAAGCCACACGAAAUGCUUUUCGGCAAUGA
Messenger RNA from Ilex paraguariensis (yerba mate), 1116 nucleotides. NCBI's taxonomy places the organism in Eukaryota, Viridiplantae, Streptophyta, Magnoliopsida, Aquifoliales, Aquifoliaceae. The record is from the annotation of a GenBank genome assembly.